AUGUCUGACCACGAGGAGAAUGUUUCCGACACCGGGUACGACACCCCAGUCCCGGAGCUCGACGACCACCGCAACCGGCAGCCAACUGUCCACCGCAAUAGCCGGCCCCGACGGGGCACCUUUGAUUCGCUCUAUGGAAGCCAGAUGGACCAACAACUCCAGUCUGGUACCCGCGUCCGCGACUUCGAGGAGGCUGUGGUGGAUGACGACAUUGCCGAGGACGACCACGAGAAGCGCUCCGCGUCGCCUCCCAACUCGGUCAAGGCCUUUGCCGAGGCACGCCGUCGUGAGCGUGACGUAUCCUUCACUGGAAACAGACCUGAGAGAGAGGGCGAGCAUGAGAGCACAGCUGCCCACGGUGGCAUCAACCGCACCAGUUCGAUUGCCAGUCGUCGCAGUCGCCGCAGCCUUCGGAGCCGCCCUCACACGAUCCUUGUGGAUGAUGAUGCUGCCAGCCUCUCCUCCAACAACUCAGCUGAAGAAGAUGUGUGCUUCCCUGUCUCUGAUGGGCAUCACGAUGAUAACCUGCAUAUCGACUUUGACUAUCUCGAGACGUUCAUGCGGAUCGAGAGAGAAGAGCGUGAAAUCGCCGAGGAAGAGCGCCGUGCCAAGGAGCGCAUAUUUCCUGAUCUCCGUCCCCAGGUGACCAACGAGACCGUCGCGCAGUCGCCCAUGGUCACUGCGGAAGGCGACUUCAUCGGUGCGCCGUCGGAUUUCUCCGGUGUUCAGGAUGAGAAGGCGACCGGAAAGCUGGCGCUCGCCAACGAGGACAAGGAGAAGGAGAAGCUGAAAAGCGACGCCGCCAGCACCCAUCGCACCCACGCUGGUCAUCCAGUUGAUCCCAACCGCUACAGCUUCUUCUCGUCGGCUUGGGAGUCGACGAUCCAUUCGGCCGACUUUUCUGGCCUUGUCCUUCCGGACGAAGAUGUCCGCGGUCUGUUCUCGUUCCCCAAGGGCGAGACGGACGGUGUCUGGUGGCUGAACCUGAACAGCCCCACUGAAGAAGAAGCCCGCGCCAUCUGCCGCGCGUUUGGUGUCCAUCCGCUGACGGUGGAAGACAUCACCCAACAGGAGACGCGCGAAAAAAUUGAGCUUUUCCCCUCCUACUAUUUUGCCUGCUUCCGGUCCUUCAAUGUCGUUGUGGAGGAGGACGGCGAGAUCGAAUACGAACCGUUCCACACGUACGUGAUCGUGUUCCGCGAAGGCACCCUGAGUUUCAGCUUCGCACCAAACUCGCACGCCUCCAAGGUCAGAACGCGCAUUUCUCUCCUUAAGGACUAUGUCGCACUGAGCAGCGACUGGAUCUGCUACGCUCUCAUCGACGACAUUGUGGAUUCUUUCGCUCCCGUCAUCCACAACACAGAGCUGCAAACUGAGAAUCUUGAGGACGAAGUUUUCGUUGCACGGUCCGACGACAUGCACCGCUUUCUCCGCAAGAUUGGCAACACACGGAAGAACGUCAUGGGCCUCAUGCGUCUCCUAGGCGGCAAGGCCGACGUGCUCCGUGGUUUCACGAAGCGGUGCAACGAGAACUACAAGGUGACUCCCCGCAUGGACAUUGGCCUGUACUUGGGUGACAUUCAGGAUCACGUUGUGACCAUGAUGAACAACCUGGGCCACUGCGAGAAGAUGCUGUCGCGCACGCACAGCAAUUACCUCGCCCAGCUCUCCAUCGACAGCAUCUCGCAAGGCACAAACACGAACCGUGUGCUCAGCAAGAUCACCUUCAUUGCGUCCAUCAUUGUUCCCCUAAACGUCAUCACGGGUCUCUUUGGUAUGAACGUCAAGGUUCCUUUCAUCGUCUCGGAUUAUGACGACCUUGGCGCUUUCUUUACCAUUGUGGGUGUUAUGAUUACCUUUUGUAUUCUCGCCCUCAUUGUUGCCAGACGGAUGCGGUACAUCUAA
Molecule: messenger RNA, 1905 nt
Organism: Sporothrix brasiliensis 5110
Lineage: Eukaryota; Fungi; Ascomycota; Sordariomycetes; Ophiostomatales; Ophiostomataceae
Product: Mg2+ transporter protein
Exons: 2
Coding region: 1-1905 (634 amino acids)
Biological process (GO): intracellular magnesium ion homeostasis; magnesium ion transmembrane transport
Cellular component (GO): plasma membrane
Molecular function (GO): magnesium ion transmembrane transporter activity
Source: RefSeq, a predicted model, not a curated record